CUUUCACUCUUCCUUUCAAUAUUCUCUUUGAACCCUUUGUUUUUUCUCUCUCUCAAAAUCUUCAGAAAUGGCUUUAGCGAUGAAAGAAUUAUCGUCUCUUUUUCUUCUUUUCAUCGUAUUAUCGAUGUUCUUCGUCACCCCAUCAAUGUCCGCCGCUGAUACCUUCGUUUUCGGCGGUUGUUCGCAGCUGAAAUUCACGUCAGGCUCACCGUACGAGUACACCGUCGACUCGAUAUUCACCUCCCUAGUCAACUCAGCCAUGUUCUCCGCUUACAAUAACUUCACCAUGCCCGUAGCAGCCAGCGGCGGCUCCACUUCUCAGGACACCGUCUACGGUCUGUUCCAGUGCCGCGGCGACCUAAACAAAGGUGCCUGCAACAGCUGUGUCGCUAAAGCGGUGAGUCAGAUCGGCACUCUCUGCUUUGACUCGACGGGUGGCGUGCUGCAACUCGAGGGGUGUUUGGUUAAAUACGAUAACGCGACUUUCCUGGGCGAGGAGGACAAGACUGUGGUGGUGACAAAAUGUGGGCCAUCGCUCUCGCCUAACACGGACGGGUUGACUCGACGCGACGCGGUGCUGAGCUACUUGGAAGCGAGUGACGGGAUGUUUCGGGUUGGCGGGUCUGGUAAUUUACAGGGCGUGGCUCAGUGUGUAGGGGAUUUGGAUCCGAGCGAGUGCCAAGAUUGCUUAUCAAACGCAGUCGGACGGCUCAAAACAGACUGUGGGGCGGCCAAAUGGGGUGACAUGUAUUUGGCUAAGUGCUACGCGCGGUACUCGGAAGGUGGAGACCACUCGGACGCCGGUAAGGGUAAACGAUUUCGCCACCUCUUCCACGGUGGUUCUUCAUAUUUAUUUUUAAUAUAUAAUAUAUAUUUGGUUUGGUUUGAAUUUGCUUGAAAUAUUACCAGUAAAAAGACAAA
This is a messenger RNA of Hibiscus syriacus, 921 nucleotides long. Its product is annotated as plasmodesmata-located protein 7-like. Bases 68 to 898 code for a protein of 276 amino acids. The transcript has a single exon. The record is from RefSeq and is a predicted model, not a curated record. Gene Ontology annotation, cellular component: plasmodesma. Lineage: Eukaryota; Viridiplantae; Streptophyta; Magnoliopsida; Malvales; Malvaceae.